AUGCGAUGCGCGAGCAAGGCCGCCGAGAGCGCGUCCGCACGUCUAUGUGCGGACGCCGAAGCAGAAACCACAGCAACUGAUGUCUCAUCGGUUGCUGAAGCGACUCAGCCUGUGUCACUUGGUGAUGCAGGCGCUGGUCAUGAAGACACUCAUGUCUUCACAGAGUAUGAGCUCGGUGUCUCAUACUCUCCUGAUACGGAAGACGGAUCCGUAUCGACGGCGAUCGAAUCCAAGCCGCCUGCCAAGCAUGCGAAGGCGCUCGAAGUCGCAAGACUCGGGCGCUCACAGUCGUUUGUCGGUUCUCCUAUUGACACCACUUCGCAACGAGGUGCCAGUCCUUCUGUCGGCACAUCGCAGGAAGAGCGGGACCGCAAUGUGUUGCGUCUCGCUCCUGAGAAGAAGGCAUGGAUGCCUCUCAAAUCUGUCAUGGAUCACUUGUCGGCGACGACGAGUGAUCGUUGUCGAACACGGUUGUUCGAUUCGUCAAGGAUCCAUCACCUUGACCCCAGCGCGAAAAACUAUCGCGCUGAGAAUGAUUUCUUCAUCGAUGCUUUCUUUAGACAUCGAUGGUACAGUGGGAAUCACAAACGUGAUGGUCCCUCACUACUUCAAGCGUGGAACGCCUACAUCCAUAACCUUGAGGAUGUAGGUCGUGACGCUUGGAACGACAAACUAAUCAAAGCUCGUGAUAAGUUUGAAAAGCGAACCCCGACAGGUGCACGCUACAAUCUGCAUCGUCUGUCAAGGGAGAAAGGAAAACCCUGCCUCUCUUGGGGAGACUCGUGCCCAUGUUGGGUGAACAACUCUGCACGAGCACCUAAGGAGGCUUACCUCCUUAAUAGCCCGUGGUGGCGCGCACGGAUGUCUAGUGAGAUGUACGAAGGGAUUGACAACCUGAAAUCCCUUUACGACCGUUCCGGGAAGACUUUCUCCGGCGGUCCUUCUGCGGCACAGGAUGUGCCGCGUCGUACUGCUCAAUCAGACCCAGUACGUCAACCAUCAGUUGGGAGCGGGGCUCCCAAGUAUCCCAGGACGGGGGAUAGCCGCGCCACCGGACGAGAUAACUCGUCCGACGUCCGUUCACGUCGCGGUGGUUCAACAGCUGCUCAACCAGAUAGCGCUGGCCACCGCGAGAGUCCUCUAAUGGAGGUGGAGGAGGAGGGAAAACGCUCUUCACACAAUCGUGGGGAAGCGUGUGUUCCCAAGAGCUUCUUUGAUCGCGUAACGCAAGGGUUACGCGGCGAUCUCGAACAUGAGCGGGACAGGCGUCUCCAAAUGGCGGACACUGUCUUGAAGCAUCGAGCUGAGUUUGCCUUUGCUCAGCUCGAGAACGAGAGAGCUCUGACAUCUCUUCGUGACGAGCUAAGGGUAGCUCGUGGGAUUGUUGAUCGGUCUCGGGAUGAGAUAACUGCUCUUCAGACCCUUGUCGAUGCCCACCAUCGGGAGCACAAGGCUCUCUGCGAGAUACUUGAGCGCAAGGGCGUUCUUCAUCGAAAGAAGCAGCGUACUGAUGGUACGGCUUAA
Peronospora matthiolae is the source of this 1524-nucleotide messenger RNA. The record is from the annotation of a GenBank genome assembly. Lineage: Eukaryota; Oomycota; Peronosporomycetes; Peronosporales; Peronosporaceae.